Molecule: messenger RNA, 2594 nt
Organism: Panicum virgatum (switchgrass)
Lineage: Eukaryota; Viridiplantae; Streptophyta; Magnoliopsida; Poales; Poaceae
Product: probable LRR receptor-like serine/threonine-protein kinase At1g56130
Exons: 18
Coding region: 377-2344 (655 amino acids)
Molecular function (GO): protein binding
Source: RefSeq, a predicted model, not a curated record
AAGCGACCAGCAUCUCCCUUCCAAGUUCGUCCCCCUCCCUCACCUCCGCCUGCUGCUCCGCAUCGGCCAAAACUCCAAACCGGCGCUGCCGACCCGCCGCAUCCGCCGCCGCCGACCGGAUCCUCCUGCCGCCCGCUCCCCGACGCGGCCGCGUCAACUCCAGCUGCGCUCCCGCGACCUCGUCUCUGCGACCGCACAUGAUCGCGCGGUCAAACCCCAGAGGCAGAGACCCGGCCCGCCCGCUCCGCUAGCAAGUAGCCGCUGCAGGCAGCAGCAACCCAAUGCUGUGCUCCUCCCACCGCCCCUCCACCACCUCCUGCGCGCACAAGUCAACUCCCACCCGCGGCCGCCGCGCCCCACGCCGGCCCCCCACCCCAUGGCUCGCUCCAAGCCCGCUCUCGUUGCCGUCUUCCUCCUGGUCCUCGCGCUCCUCCUCGCCAUCGCCGCCGCACAGGGCCCGCCGCGGCCACUCACCAAUCCCUCCGAUGCGGCCGCCCUGCACGCCGUGUUCCGGCAGUGGCGCCUGGAGGGCGACGCUGCGGCAGAGGACCCGUGCGGGAAGGGCGCCUGGUCCGGGUCGUUCGCGAUGAACGCGUCCGUCGGCUGCGACUGCUCCAGCGGCGUUGAGUGCCGCAUCACACAGCUGAAUGUGACUGGUUACAGGAACAUCACGGAGAUCCCGCCAGCGCUCUUCAACUUGACGGAGCUUGUCACUCUGGAUUUGAGUAAUAACAACCUGAGUGGUUCAGUUCCCCGAGAAGUUGGCAAUCUUUCCAAGCUGGAAACAUGGCCUGGCGCAGUGGUUAAAGUCACCCCACUGAGCCAAAAGGUCCUGGGUUCGAGUCAGCCUCUCUGCAUGCAGGGGAAAGGCUUGCCUUGGUUAUUCCUUCCCCAGACCCCACUAACGUGGGAGCUACCAGCACUGGCUAGGCACUUCAAUAAUAACAAUCUCAGUGGCUAUUUUCCUCAUGAAUCAUCACUUUUAAGGAAUCUCAAGUCCCUGUGGAUGUUUGAUAAUUACAUCGAAGGGCCUAUUCCAGAAUUUAUUCAGAACUUAACCAACCUGACAGACUUGCGAUUAUAUGGGAUGAAACUUCAAGGACCUAUUCCACAAAAUUUCUCCAAAUUGAUCAAUCUAGAAAACCUGAUGCUUGGUGACCUUGAGGGCAACUAUACUUCUUUUGAUUUCAUAGAAAACUGGGCAAACCUUUCAACAUUGUCUCUAAGGAAAUGCGGGCUCAUAGGCCAGCUUCUUAGUCCUCCCCGAAACUUGCCCAAGCUGAAAUACCUGGAUUUGACAUCGAACAAUUUAUCAGGCUCAAUAAAACUAUUGCUUCAGUACAAGGACUCAUUAAACUUCAUAUAUGUAGGUAAUAACAGCUUCAGUGAACGUCUGCCUCCUGAAAUUAUUCAGCCAUCCGUUCCUUUGGAUGUUUCAUAUAAUCCUUUCAUUAAUGGAUCCCUUCGUAGCAUCCCUGCUGGUCAGCAGUGGCCCAUAAAUUAUAUUGGAACUUCAGUUGAUGCAAAUGGAACAAUCGACAGUGGAAGUCUCACAAUCGUCAACUGCCUUCGCAUGCAAGAAUGCAACAGAAAUGACUUAACUAAUCAUGCAACUUCCUUCGCUAUUAACUGUGGUGGCAAGCAAACUAGUUAUUCAGAUCGAAUGCCAACUGUUUUCUCUGAAGACUCCACUGAUCUUGGAGGAGCAGGCUUUCAUGUUAAUACUACGAGUCAUUGGGUAGUUAGUCAUGUGGGUUCUGAUCCAUUUAGUAAAUCCCCUGGCAUUGUACACGAUAUUCUGGAAACAGACAUGCUAGAGCUCUACAAAACAGCAAGGACAUCAACAGGUGCAUUGAGGUACUAUGUGGUAGGUUUGGCAAACGGGAAAUACACAAUCCAACUCUUCUUUGCAGAGAUAGUCAUAGUUGAUGGACCAGGACGGCGUGUAUUUGACAUUGAUAUUCAGGAUCGGAAUAUCAGGAAGGAUUUUGACAUUGCUAAGGAAGCAGGAGGUUCCAGAAAACCCACUAAUAUAACCCAUGAAGUGAUUGUUGACAACACCAUACUGGUAAUACAUCUAUAUUGGAGCGGACGAGGCACCUGCUGCAUUCCAUAUGAAGGAGCUUAUGGGCCACUUGUGUCAGCAAUAAAAGUUACCCGUUUCCAAGACCCCAAGAUCAGUCCCCCACAAGCACCGCAUUCUGGUUCUUCACGACAGGAUGAAAAGCGAAGAGGAAUUAUUGCAGGCAUUGCAGCUCUUUGCAUAGCUGCUGCAGUAAUAUCUUCAUCCGUGGUUUACCUUUGGUGGAAAUGGGUUUCGCUUGUGAAACGUCCAAUGGGAUGAGGAAUUCAGGAAUUUUGGUGUAUAUAUCUGAUUUUCAUCCUGUUUCCUUUCCAUUCGUCAGAGCCUUGUGUAUGUGUUGUUUGUGUGCUGAGUUUUGGUGUGAGCAUAACUAGAAGGAUACAAUUGUUGUACAGUUCACUUUGUGAUGAAAGCUUAGUCUGUAGUUUUGCUUCACUAUUGUAACAAGAAUAUCUACUACUGAUGUACACAAUUUAUUAGAUGUCCGAUCAAAAUCAUUGUUGUUGCUAAA